Microsporum canis CBS 113480 is the source of this 927-nucleotide messenger RNA. RefSeq lists its product as uncharacterized. The record is from RefSeq and is a predicted model, not a curated record. Gene Ontology annotation, biological process: regulation of DNA-templated transcription. Gene Ontology annotation, molecular function: zinc ion binding; DNA-binding transcription factor activity, RNA polymerase II-specific. Lineage: Eukaryota; Fungi; Ascomycota; Eurotiomycetes; Onygenales; Arthrodermataceae. The transcript is spliced from 2 exons. The coding region runs from base 1 to 927 and encodes 308 amino acids.
AUGGCUACGGUCAAAGAACGUCCGAUCUCUCGACAGGCAUGCAACCGAUGCCACACAGCUAAGCUUCGAUGUUCUCGCGAACCUGAAAGUCAGAAGUGUGCUCGGUGCAUCAAGGCUGGCGUUGGGUGUAUAUACGAUCCACCACACCGGCUCGGUCGACCCCGACGGACAGGCUCCAUCCAAACAUGCGCCAACUCUAGCCUUGUUAUAGCCUAUAGUGCCGCCAUGAGCCCUGACAGUCCUCUAAAUGCGACAACGGCGGCGGAUAUCACAGGUGCAAACGGUAAUGCCCAAGGGCUGGAGAGCAGUCCUGGGUACCAAGAGCCAACAGGAUUAGACAUUUACGGCCAACCUACACAGACUGACGAAUUCUGUCUUUUUUCCCAUCUCUUCAGUUCUGGGUCCAACUUCGAUAUCCCCAUGAGUCCUUCGCCGGCCGCUGAAUCUAAUAAAGGCUCUGGGGAGCGAAGCCCGCAAGCCAUACCGACACCAUCAUCUACCCAGCCCCUGCUUCUAUCCUCUGUGGAUGAGAUGAGCUGCCCUGACCCAAAUAUACCAGAUGACCCAGUACUGGCUCUGACCCAUCUGCAGGCCGAGUUAAGUAAUAUUCAUAGCAAAUUGGCCGGUAUAAAACAGGCUCACCCGUCUCAGUUUUCUAACAAGGGAAAGGAAGAACUACUAAUCUCCAAUGACUGCUUCAAGGCCCAGCUUCGAGCCAACAUUAAAGCCUCGGAGCAGACAUUGGAUGUUCUGAGCCGCAUUAACGGGCAGCCCCGUCCCAAUGCCACCGAAAUGGCAGGAUUAGGGCCACUAGACUCCUUUGGCCUAUCCAGCGGAGACUAUUACCACCCGCAAGGUAGCCCAUCGUUUCCAGCUCCCGAUCCCUGUAUGGGCCAUCAGAGGCGAUUGUGGGUCUUCCAAUGGUAA